This is a messenger RNA of Stegodyphus dumicola, 2051 nucleotides long. RefSeq lists its product as uncharacterized. The record is from RefSeq and is a predicted model, not a curated record. Gene Ontology annotation, cellular component: nucleus. Gene Ontology annotation, biological process: regulation of transcription by RNA polymerase II. Gene Ontology annotation, molecular function: DNA-binding transcription activator activity, RNA polymerase II-specific; RNA polymerase II cis-regulatory region sequence-specific DNA binding. NCBI's taxonomy places the organism in Eukaryota, Metazoa, Arthropoda, Arachnida, Araneae, Eresidae.
CUACUUUGCAUGUGCCGUGUGUAAACAAGUCAUUUAGAAUAAAGAAUUAUUUAAACAAUUAUAUAGUUAUUGAAACAGGAAACGAACCUCGUGUGUCAGGUAGACAAGAAGCCAUUUAGACAGUAUGGUUUCUUACACAAGCAACUGCAUAUACAUACCAGAGAUAAAACUUGUGCAUGAUGGUCAUAUAAGAAUGGGAAGUCAUCUAAGAAUUCAUAUGGAAUUCUUAAACAUGAAUGGCAUGUUUAAGGCAUAUUCAUUGCACCUUAAACAUGAAUAAGUUUAUACGUGCAGGAAAGAAACCUUAUGUGUGUCGUAUGUUAUAAGUCAUUUGCUCUAAAAGGCAAUUCAAACAAGCAUAUGCUUCUGCACACAGGAGAGAAACCUCAUGUGUCUGAGGUACGUAACAAGUCAUUUGCUCAAAAAAGUCAUUUAAACGAGCAUAUGCUACUGCACCCAGGAGACAGACCUCAUGUGUGUGAGAUAUGUAACAAGUCAUUUGCUCAAAAAUGUGAUUUAGACACACAUAUACAUAUUCACACAGGAAACAAACCUUAUGUGUAUGAGGUAUGUGCGAAGUCAUUUACUCAAAAAUCUGAUUUAAAGAAGCAUAUACUUUAUCACACAGGAGGUAGACCUCAUGUGUGUGAGGUAUGUAACAAGUCAUUUACUCGGAAAGAUAAUUUAAAUAGGCAUAUGCUUUUCCACACAGGAGAGAAACCCCAUGUGUGUGAUGUAUGUAACAAGUUAUUUGCUCGGAAAGCUCAUUUAAACAGGCAUUUGCUUCUUCACAAAGAUGACAAACCUCAUAUGUGUGAUAUAUGUAACAAUUCAUUUACUAGGAAAGCUUAUUUAAACAGGCAUAUGCUUCUUCACACAGGAGAGAGUCCUCAUGUGUGUGAGUUAUGUAACAAGUUAUUUGCUGAAAAAAGUGAUUUAGACAAACAUAUACUUAUUCACACAGGAGAGAAACCUUAUUUGUGUGAGGUAUGUGCGAAGUCAUUUACUCGAAAAUCUCAUUUAAAGAAGCAUGUACUUUAUCACACAGGAAAUAGACCUCAUGUGUGUGAGGUAUGUAACAAGUCAUUUGCUCAAAAAUCGGAUUUAAACAGACAUAUACUUUAUCACACAGGAACGAAACCUUAUAUGUGUGAGGUAUGUGCAAAGUCAUUUACACAAAAAUCUGAUUUAAAGCAGCAUAUACUUUAUCACACAGGUGAUAGACCGCAUGUGUGUGAGGUAUGUAACAAGCCAUUUACUCGGAAAGCUGAUUUAAACAGGCAUAUGCUUCUUCACACAGGAGAUAGACCUCAUGUGUGUAAGGUGUGUAACAAGUCAUUUACUGUGAAAGCUCAGUUAAACGAGCAUAUGCUUCUUCACACAGGAGAGAGACCUUAUGUAUGUGAGGUAUGUAACAAGUCAUUUGCUUGGAAACGUGAUUUGAAAAGGCAUAUGCUUUUUCACACAGGAGAGAGACCUCAUGUGUGCGAGUUAUGUAACAAGUCAUUUUCUCAAAAAUAUUAUUUAAACAGACAUUUACUUAUUCACACAGAAAAGAAACCUUAUGUGUGUGAGAUAUGUGCAAAGUCAUUUACUCAAAAUUCUGUUUUAAAGAAGCAUGUACUUUGUCAUACAGGAGAGAAACCUUAUGUGUGUGAGGUAUGUAACAAGUCAUUUACUCGGAAAGAUCAUUUAAACAGGCAUAUGCUUCUUCACACAGGAGAGAAACCUCAUGUGUGUGAGGUAUGUAACAAGUCAUUUCCUUGUAACUAUACUUUAAUCAACCAUAUGCUUCUUCACACAGGAGAGAAACCUUAUGUGUGUGAUGUAUGUAAUAAGUCAUUUACUCAAAAAUCUAGUUUAAAAAAGCAUCUACUUUAUUCACCCCAGAGGGAAACUUCAUAAGGUAGCUGUGUAACAAAUCACUUGGGUUAUAGAAAAAUUGGAAAUCUCACCGUCAACGCAUAAUAAGAAGGCUAAUGUUUUUAGUGGAAAAGUUAGAUUAAUAAGAACCUUUGUUUAUGUGUGCAAUAAAUACCUGUCCGUGCUAU